AUGUAUAAGCAUUUAUUCAAAGUUAACGCAUCCACAGCUGCUAGGCUGAUUAAACAGCAGCAGCGUCAUCUCAAAUCGUAUGCAGCUAGAUAUCUAGCUACUACUACUACUACGCCUCCACCCACGACAUCCACAUCCCCAUCUAAGUCAGAAUCCAAUGCCGGUGCUGCUGCUGCUACCACUGCAACUCCAGUUAAUAGACAUGUCUCCACACCUUUGGAUAUACCUGCUGAAGUACAACCCCCAGCUGGUUCAUCACUUAGUUUGAAAUCGGCCACUCGUGACCCAUCCAAAUUUGGUACUCGUCCUAUUUACUUGGAUGUACAAGCAACAACGCCAACUGAUCCACGUGUAUUGGACAAGAUGUUGGAAUUUUACACUGGUUUAUAUGGAAAUCCUCAUUCAUCAACCCAUGCUUAUGGGUGGGAAACUGAUAAAGAGGUUGAAAAGGCUAGAGCCUAUGUUGCUAGUGUAAUAAAUGCUGAUCCUAAGGAAAUUAUCUUUACUAGUGGUGCUACUGAAACCAACAAUAUGGCUAUUAAAGGUGUACCACGUUUCUACAGAAAAACCAAAAGACAUAUUAUCACCACCCAAACUGAACACAAGUGUGUUUUGGAUUCAGCAAGACAUAUGCAAGAUGAAGGGUUUGAAGUUACUUACUUACCAGUGAAUUCCGAGGGACUUAUCAACUUGGAUGAUUUAAGAAAAGCCAUUAGAAAAGACACCUGUCUUGUUUCAAUUAUGGCUGUCAAUAAUGAAAUUGGUGUUAUACAACCGUUGAAGGAAAUUGGAGAAAUUUGUCGUGAAAAUAAAGUGUUUUUCCAUACUGAUGCUGCUCAAGCUUAUGGUAAAAUUCCAAUUGAUGUUAAUGAAAUGAAGAUUGAUCUCUUAUCUAUUUCAUCACACAAGAUUUAUGGUCCAAAGGGUAUUGGUGCUUGUUAUAUCAGAAGAAGACCAAGAGUUAGAUUGGAUCCAAUUAUUACCGGUGGUGGACAAGAAAGAGGUUUAAGAUCAGGUACUUUGGCUCCACCUUUAGUUGCUGGUUUCGGUGAAGCUGCCAGACUAAUUAAAGAAGAAGGUGCUUAUGAUAAAAAACAUAUUGAAAAACUAUCAACCAAGUUGAGAGAAGGUUUAUUAUCCAUCCCGUCAACUAUUCUUAAUGGAUCAACCAACCCUAAAUCUCAAUACCCAGGUUGUGUCAAUGUAUCAUUUGCUUAUAUUGAAGGUGAAUCUUUAUUAAUGGCAUUGAAAGAUAUUGCAUUAAGUUCAGGUUCAGCAUGUACUUCAGCCUCGUUAGAGCCUUCAUAUGUUCUUCAUGCCUUAGGUGCUGAUGAUGCUUUAGCUCAUUCUUCAAUUAGAUUUGGUAUUGGAAGAUUUACUACUGAAAGUGAAGUUGAUUACGUUAUACAAGCUAUUAAUGAACGUGUUGAUUUCUUGAGGAAAAUGUCACCAUUAUGGGAAAUGGUACAAGAGGGUAUUGACUUGGACUCAAUUGAAUGGAGUGGUCAUUAA
Molecule: messenger RNA, 1512 nt
Organism: Lodderomyces orthopsilosis Co 90-125
Lineage: Eukaryota; Fungi; Ascomycota; Pichiomycetes; Serinales; Debaryomycetaceae
Gene: SPL1
Product: Spl1p
Exons: 1
Coding region: 1-1512 (503 amino acids)
Biological process (GO): [2Fe-2S] cluster assembly
Cellular component (GO): mitochondrion; nucleus; cytosol
Molecular function (GO): pyridoxal phosphate binding; cysteine desulfurase activity
Source: RefSeq, a predicted model, not a curated record